Messenger RNA from Sphenostylis stenocarpa, 216 nucleotides. The record is from the annotation of a GenBank genome assembly. NCBI's taxonomy places the organism in Eukaryota, Viridiplantae, Streptophyta, Magnoliopsida, Fabales, Fabaceae.
AUGUCAGAGACAACCACACUGCUAGAGACAAACAAGGGAAAGGCUUCACAAAUCCAACAACUGUGCUUCCUUCACAUUGUGCACACUCAUGCUUCUGUGAUACAAUGUUGGAGACGACUACGACAUCGAAGACUGUCGCUGUUGGGGAAGGACUUCAAGGGCUUGACAAAUCUAGCGACUGUUUCCUUGUCACUGUGCACACUCUUGCUUCCUUGA